This is a messenger RNA of Chrysochloris asiatica (Cape golden mole), 645 nucleotides long. RefSeq names its product CD160 molecule (gene CD160). Gene Ontology annotation, biological process: regulation of adaptive immune response. Gene Ontology annotation, cellular component: plasma membrane. NCBI's taxonomy places the organism in Eukaryota, Metazoa, Chordata, Mammalia, Afrosoricida, Chrysochloridae. The transcript is spliced from 3 exons. Gene Ontology annotation, molecular function: transmembrane signaling receptor activity. The coding region runs from base 1 to 645 and encodes 214 amino acids. The record is from RefSeq and is a predicted model, not a curated record.
AUGAAGCUGUGCAAGGCACUGAUGACACUCGACAGACGAUGCUUUGCCUUGACCAUCUUGCUGGUAGCAAUGGACAUCCAGCCUGGUGGAUGCAUACAAAUCUCCAGCUCAACUUCCCAGAAAGAACAGCAACUAAAUUUAACCUGUACUGUACAGCAUCAGAAAGAGGUUAAAGGGCUUGUAAUAUUCGUGUGCAAGAACAGGAGUAAGGACUGUUCCCCUGAGACCAGCGUGAAGCAGCUGAAACUGGAAAUGGCUCCUAGGACAGAUGGUGCCAAUGAAACGACAUCUCAGUUGGUGUUCACCAUAAAUCCUGUCACUCUGUCAAACAGUGGAACCUACCAAUGUGGUGCCAGAAGCCAGGAGCCAGAUAUCUGGCUUCAGGGCCAUUUUAUCUCCAUUUCAGUUACAGAGAAAGGAAACUACACAGUGAUGGGGCCAAAACCAAAACAACACCAUGAGCCCAGCCAUAGUGAAGGUGUUCCCAGUUCACACUUUUUGCAAAAGAUGUGGGUGUUGCUGGUCACCAGCCUGGUGACCCUUCAAGGUAUGUCCAGCAGGGUCUUAAGUACUUACCUCAAGUGUGAUACCUUUGUCACCUUAGUUAUUCUUCAGGAGAAGGAGAACAGGAAGCCCAGAGUGUGA